UUUUCCCAUCCAAACUUCUGCAACUUCUGUUAUUUAGAGGCCCUGUUAAGUCAAAUCCUCAUUUUUUUAAUUUUUUUCUUUUGUUAAUCUGCUCUAACUUUCAUCAAGCUUUCUUGGAUCUCUUGAAGAUCCAAAAUGUCAACUGAGAUCUCUAACCUUUUGCUCUGCAUGGUGAUCAUGGUGAUGUCCUUGGCAUUCCACACUGCAUCUGCAAAGCCACCGGUAAACCAAUCAGAACCCUCAAUGACAGACAACAAUACGCCUGGAGAAGAUGAACAGCUCCUUGCGGUACUUGCUCUGGAUCCCGAACCUGGACCUGAAUAUUUCGCUUCUUCGCCUGACGGGCUUAUCAAACCCGGGGGAAAUGCUUCGCUUUCUGCAGAGAAUGCUUCUUCUCCAGCUUAUGAUGGUGCAUUUGCUCCUCAGCCACUUGGAGAUGAGUUUCUCUCCCCGGAAUAUCCAUCUCCAGCCCCCGAAAUCGCCGACGACAACGAGUUUUCGCCGCAAUAUUCCUCCCCAACUCCAUAUGUCGAUAAUAUGGCUCCAAAGAUUGCCGACGAUGACGAAUAUUACUCUUCGACUCCCACUCCUACACCGGCGACCACUGUGGACUCGUCAUCUUCUCAGCUCCCAAACUAUGAUCCGGUGGCUACUCCGGUGAGUACUACUCCGGAGGUCGAUUAUGGUAACGUCACUCCGACACCGCGUUCAAAUGUAUUGCCGUUCACUUAUGAAGCUGAGGACGAGGUUCCUGAAACUGAUGAAGGGUUGCAAGGUGAAUUCAGCCAUGAGAAGAAAGGAACGGUGUUGGGGUUUGUAAUCUUUGCAGUAUGCUUGGUUGGGUUAGGAGGAUUUGUGUACAAGAAGAAGAAGGAUGAUAUGCGAAAAUCUCAGUAUGAAUAUCUGGGCAAGAGGGAGCUGGAGCUCUGAUCAUGAAGUCUCUCGUAAAACUCUAUUAUCAAAUAAAUAUAUUUAUGCAUAUUUUUCAUAAUAUAGUUCUACUACUGUGCUGCAUAUCAGUUAUGAUGCAUAAUUAUAUGCACCAUAGAAAGAUUAUAUGUUUCUAUAUGUAUAAUCAUGAAUUAGGAAUUACAGAUAUGGAUUUGGAUUUAGGAAAAUGGGUUGGUCUAGUCUAGCAAAAGCCCAUUAUUGUUGGAUUUUUGAGGACUACAACUAAGAGAUUGAAGGUAUUGAGCAUGUACUUAGUUUAUUUUGUUUUGUUCUUUUACUAAGAAUAUAUAGGUCAUUUUGUUUUUUGGCCGAAA
Ziziphus jujuba (common jujube) is the source of this 1265-nucleotide messenger RNA. RefSeq names its product leucine-rich repeat extensin-like protein 2. NCBI's taxonomy places the organism in Eukaryota, Viridiplantae, Streptophyta, Magnoliopsida, Rosales, Rhamnaceae. The record is from RefSeq and is a predicted model, not a curated record. The transcript has a single exon. Bases 136 to 930 code for a protein of 264 amino acids.